CAGCCCUAAACUCAUUAUCGUCUUCAUAUAAACGCCUCCUUAAAGCAUCGGUUUUGGACCAGUUGGAUUACGGAUUGUGGGAAUAUACCACUGCGAAACCCUCAAAACUCUUCUCCACGUAUUGUUCCGCACAAGCGUUGCAAGAUGGCCCCUCAUGAAGGACUCGUUCACAUGAAGGAGUAUGACUGGAGGGAUAGCAACGUGGAGCUCAUCGGAUCAGACAUCGACCACCAAGUCAAGUACAAAUCCGCCACCACCGAGCCCGCCUGGAACGACGGCCAAGUGGGCGAAGCUGCCGGCCUCUACAUCUGGCGCAUUGAGAACUUCGAGGUCGUUCCCUUGCCCAAGGAGAUAUAUGGACAGUUCCGCUCAGGCGACUCCUACAUUGUGUUGCACUCCUUCAAAGCCGGCACCAAGGAUGGGCAGGAACAGCUUCUCCACGACAUUUUCUUUUGGCUCGGCAGCAAGACGACACAGGACGAGGCCGGCACUGCGGCCUACAAAACGGUCGAGCUGGAUGAGUUCCUGCACGGGGUCGCGACGCAGCAUCGCGAAUUGCAGCAUGAACCCUCUGAGGACUUCGUGGCGCUGUUCCCGCGCAUUUCUAUCCUGUCUGGGGGUGUGAGGUCGGGAUUCACGCAUGUUGACGUGGAUGAGAAGCCGGAAGAGCAUGUCAUGCUGCUUAGAAUCUUCAAGCACCCUUCUGCUGGAAGGGCGGACUCCAUCAUGGUACAUGAGGUCGAGCCGACGUGGCAGUCCCUCGACGACGGGGACGUUUUCGUCCUUGAGAAGGGCGAUAAGAUUUGGCAGUGGCAGGGGAAGAAUUGCAGUCCCAUGGAGAAGGCCAAGGCGGCACAGGUCGUUCAUGAUAUGACGCUUGCUAAGCAUGUCGAUGUGGAGGUGGUGUCACAGACGGAGUCAAGAUCGCGCGCACUCGUCAAUUUGCUAGGCGGACAGGAUGCCGAACAGACCAGCUUCGAAGCGCCUCGGCCCGUCGGCUCUUCGCGCAAAGCGGACGGCCAGUCAAGACCUCGCAGGUUGUACCGACUCUCGGACGCAUCAGGGCAGAUGACCUUUGACAUCGUCAAGGAUGGAGAGCCAACGAGCAAGUCAGACCUCAGGGGUGAAGAUGUGUUCUUGCUCGACACGGGUAGCGACAUCUGGGUCUGGGUGGGCUUGAACGCAAGCAAGGCUGAGAAGUCAACUUGGAUCAAGGUGGCCCAGAUGUACAUUCGCCAGUACGCCGAGGCACCCAACAGCGCAGAAGCGUUUGCUGCGCCGGUGUCGAAGGUGGUUCAGGGUCAUGAAAGUCCGGCUUUCCUCAGGGCUCUUGAGGUGUAGACAUACUACUUUGGUACAGGGAAAUCAUGCAUGUGAUGAGGUCUUUGUCAACUGGCCAUUAUUUUUAUGUACUUAUUCUAAUAAGUGACUGAUUUGUAUCUGCAUAGUCGUCCUAGUCCCUCAUCUAUUUAUACGACAUAAUGGACCGGUGGACCAUUCUAGAUUGCCGCGGGAUCAUCAUUUGCUACUUCAGCCCUAGGUCCCAGCAUGCAAAGAACGAGUGGUAUGCAAUAGGCC
Messenger RNA from Pseudomassariella vexata, 1578 nucleotides. Its product is annotated as gelsolin. Lineage: Eukaryota; Fungi; Ascomycota; Sordariomycetes; Amphisphaeriales; Pseudomassariaceae. Bases 145 to 1341 code for a protein of 398 amino acids. Gene Ontology annotation, molecular function: actin filament binding. The transcript has 3 exons. The record is from RefSeq and is a predicted model, not a curated record.